Messenger RNA from Grosmannia clavigera kw1407, 912 nucleotides. Its product is annotated as NmrA-like protein. The record is from RefSeq and is a predicted model, not a curated record. The transcript has a single exon. The coding region runs from base 1 to 912 and encodes 303 amino acids. Lineage: Eukaryota; Fungi; Ascomycota; Sordariomycetes; Ophiostomatales; Ophiostomataceae.
AUGCCCGCACCAUUCGUCGCAGUUGCAGGCGCCUCUGGCGGACUGGGCAAGCUUGUCACAGGUGCGUUGAUACGACGAGGCGUGGCCGUCAAGGCCCUCGUGCGUCCUGGCACCGCCUCUUCGCGAACAGAUGGCCUUCGCCAGGCCGGAGCGGCUGUUGUUCCUGUCAGCCUCACAGAUGUGCCGAGUCUCACGCGGGAACUCGCAGGAGCAAUAUGCGUGGUGUCGACGCUCCAGGGGCUGAAAGAAGUCAUUCACACCGUGCAGGGAAAGCUCCUCGACGCCUCGGUGGCCGCUGAGGUGCCGCGCUUCAUCCCGUCGGAUUUCUCACUGGACUUUACGAAGACGAGGCCGGGAUCGAACCGGAACCUGGAUUUGCGCCGCGAGUUCCACCAGACGCUGAACCAGUCGGGCAUCAGCUGGACCAGCAUUCUGAACGGCGGGUUCAUGGACCUGAUGGCGGGCGACUCUCCCAUGAUCGACCACAAGAAGCAUAGGGUGCCGUACGUCGGCAGGCCGACGCAAUUGCUUGAUUUCACCACGAUGGUGGACACAGCCGCCUACACUGCCGCUGUGGCCGCGGAUGCGAACCCUGCUCCGAGCUUUCUCCGCAUUGCCGGCGUCUCUGUCAGCGCACAGGACAUUGCUGAUGCGCAGACAGCGGUGCAGGGCGUGAAGUACAAGCCCUUUUGGAUGGGUACGGUGGGGACCACGGCGUUUAUGAUCCGGGCCAUGCGUCUGUUCGCCGUCGGGGGUGGCGGGAAGGAUGUCUUUCCCGCAUGGCAAGGCAUGCAAUACAUGGUGAACAUGAUGUCCGGGGCUGGAAAACUCGAGCCGCUAGACAACGGCAGAUACGCGGACCUGACAUGGACCAGGUUGGAGGAUUUUUUUGCUGCGGAGCGAAACAAGUGA